ACCGGUUUGGCGCUAGCGACGGGUAGCUAGCUUGGGGUAACGAGACAGAAAGUGGGCUGGCCGAGGAGAGAGUGAGGAGUUAGGGGUGAGAGGACGGGGUCGAGACCGCGACUGUGAGAUAAAGGGACGCGCGAUGGGGACGAGGACCUCUGGAGAGGGAUAGGGGUGGAGCCCGGCUGACAGGAGACAGAAACUGCGGUUAGGUUGGGACGGAGAAGGCAGCACUGUCUUGCUAGGGUGUGGAAAAGGAUCAAGUUGUUGCUAGGGUGUGGAAAAGGAUCAAGUUGAAAUUUGGGAAGGUGCAGUCCAAGGAAGACGGCUGAAGAAAGAGGUGGAUUGGGCUCGGGCUCAGGCCCCGGUCUAGACGUUGGAUGUCGACAGAACAGAGAAUCUAAUUGGAGAGAAGCCCGAGGGUGGAAGGAAUUGUGGGACCGUGGUGGCCAGAAGCCAGACUAAAUAAUCUGAGGCCGUGGGUGGAACCCGGCUCGUGUCCUCCACAUUCGGGGUUUUGCAGUUUUGUUUCAUUCUUCCUAGUGUGUACCCCUAGUAGUUAAAGGGUGAAAUGAGAUAAAACUGGAGAUCGCAGACGUAAAGGAAAUGCCAUGGAGACCCCUCAGCUUUUAAUAUAGUUUGCCUAGUGCUUAGGGGCAUGUGCGGUUUGGUUGCUGUUUUGUUUUGUUUUUCAUUUGUCACUGUUUGUUGCAGAAGGGUAGUUGUCAGUACAUUUUUAUAGGUUGACUAAGCUUGCGAAAGGGGCACAGGAAUAUUGGCACAGCAAUAAAGUGAGUGCAGAUUGAUUUAGCAAGGAAGAGGUUGAAACAGCAAAUGCUGAGGGAAGAGGAAGGUGACAGUAUUCAGAGGAGCCUUCCUGUAUAGGUAGGUUUUCAGAGAUUAUGUCAUUGCCAAGAACAGCCAGGUUCACAAGGCAGGUUCUAGAACAUAGGACGUCAGAGUACGUCUGCUGCUGAGGUGUGCCGAACAGAAUAAAUCCCAGGCAUUACGUCUGGUGAAAAUUGUCCAGUGAGGGAGAACAGAUAAAAACCAAGCCUAAUAUAGAGAAACAGUCACGCCCGGAUUAAAAGCGAUGAGAGGAAGGAAUCAGUAGAGGGAGGAAAAACAGCUUGAGGCAUCAUUAGAUGCACUGUUGAGUCAAGUGGCUGAUCUGAAGAACUCACUGGGGAGUUUCAUUUACAAGCUGGAGAACGAGUAUGACCGGCUGACCUGGCCAUCUGUCCUGGACAGCUUUGCCUUGCUUUCUGGACAGCUGAACACUCUGAACAAGGUCUUGAAGCAUGAAAAGACACCACUGUUCCGCAACCAGGUCAUCAUCCCUCUGGUGUUGUCCCCAGACCGAGAUGAAGAUCUCAUGAGGCAGACUGAAGGACGGGUACCUGUUUUCAGCCACGAGGUGGUCCCUGACCAUCUGAGAACCAAGCCUGACCCUGAGGUUGAAGAGCAAGAGAAGCAGCUCACCACGGAUGCUGCUCGCAUUGGUGCUGAUGCAGCGCAGAAACAGAUCCAGAGCUUGAACAAAAUGUGCUCAAACCUUCUGGAGAAAAUCAGCAAAGAGGAACGAGAAUCAGAGAGUGGAGGUCUCCGGCCGAACAAGCAGACCUUUAACCCAGCAGAUACCAACGCCUUAGUGGCAGCUGUUGCCUUUGGAAAGGGGCUGUCUAACUGGAGGCCUUCAGGCAGCAGUGGUCCUAGCCAGCCAGGCCAGCCGGGAGCUGGAACAGUCCUCGCAGGAGCCUCAGGAUUACAGCAGGUGCAGAUGGCAGGAGCUCCAAAUCAGCAGCAGCCAAUGCUCAGUGGGGUGCAGAUGGCCCAAGCAGGCCAGCCAGGGAAAAUGCCAAGUGGGAUAAAAACCAACAUCAAGUCGGCUUCCAUGCAUCCCUACCAGCGGUGAGUGUGAGUGGCAACCUCCACUCCCAGGUGUUCUUUUCAGAGUUGGGCAGUGAAACUGCCUUUUGCCCAAAGCUGACCUGGAUGGGUACAAUGAAAAGAACACAGGCUUUCGGCCACAGACAGAUCCCAUCUCCACUGCCAACUAGCUGUGGGACCUUGGGCAAGUGACCUACUUUUUCUGAGCCUGUUUUCUGGUUUAUAAAUGAUGAUAAUACCUACCUCAUAGGGUUGUUGUGAGGAUUAAAAUGGGAAAAUGAUGUAAAACACUUAGCACAAUCUAUGAAAUAAUGAGUAUUCAAUAAAUGAGAGUUUCUACAGCCACUUCUCCCCACUGCCCCCUCCUCGGUCCUCGACCCAGAACUUGCCCUGAUCUGAAACUGCUUCAUGUCUGUGGUGAGCUGAUGGACACAAGAUCGUGGACCGCUCAGCUUUGUUUGAAAGCCUGUGUUUAUUUUGUGCUGCCAGAGAUGGUGACAGCUUCUGUGUCCUUAGAGGCCCGCUGCCUCCACAGGCCUUGCUUCCCACAUUCCAGCCUGACCAUCUCUCCAGGCUGCAGGUGACGAGGCCUCCGGGCCGAGACAGACCAUCCACUUACAACUCUGGAGAAGCUUGGGACUGCUCUACUCUCCAUCCUCUCAGAAGCCAGUUCAGCUCUCAUCUGGGAAAUAGUCAGCGUCCCCUAUCCUUUACCCCACCCUGGGCAUAUCAGGGAAGAUGUUGAAGUCCCAGUAGGUGGGGGCUUCCUCAGGAAGUGGCUCUGCCAGGCAGGACUACAUGAGAAAGGGUUUUGUGAGCAAGUAAAAAUGUCCCUUGUUCUCCAGACCUUUUUUUUUUUCUUUCAUAUUUUGGAGGGAAAGGGGACUUGCACCUCACACCGUCUCUCAUCGUGGUUGAGUCAUCCUCAAAGUAUGCCUGGUUCCUGGGCUCAGUUAGCAUGGCUUUUCUCCAGUCCACUGAGCCAGUGGUUCCAAUAAGAGUCAAGUGGAUGGUGGGAGGUGGCAGCCGCCAGCACUUUUGCCUGCUUCUAUAAAGCUGGAGAGGAGAGUGGGCUUGGGUCACCAGCUUAAGCUGCCUUUCUUGGCUCUCCUUUGCAAGCAAGGGCAGGAGUUGAGUCAGCAGAAGUGGACCAAAGGAUUGCUCUGAAUAAAGUUAUUUAAGUUGAUGACCACUGUGUCAGGGUUAUCUGACAGCAGGUAAAUUGAGAGAGCUAUGUGGGGAUUGGAGACUACACGUCAGAGACUUUCAAGGUUGUUGCAAGGCAAUAUUUUAAAAAAUUUUAUUUAUUUGGCUGUGCUGGGUCUUAGUUGCAGCAUGCAGGAUUUUUGGUUGCAGCAGGUGAACUCUUUAAUUGCAGCAUAUCGGAUCUAGUUCCCCAACCAGGGAUCAAACCCAGGCCCCUUACAAUGGGAGCCCAAAGUCUUAACCACUGGACCACCAAGUCCCAAGGCAAUCCUUUUUUCUUCUCCAAUAAAAAGUUUUCUUAGGUUGUUCUUUUUUUUUUUUCUCUUAUCUGUAGGUUUGAUCUAAAAGUCCUGAGAGGUAAUAAGAGGGCCUGCUGAUUCCUCCCAGCUGCCUUUGCUCUGUUCUCUUCUGUCACAUAUUAGCACUUUGGUAUUUGUUCAGUGCCAGGCAGGACUCUGCCAGGCUGUGGCAGCAAAGGACUGGAAAAGUAGUCACAGACGUCACAUCCAUUCCAGUUCCAUCACGACCAGAAAUGUAUCCAUGCAGCUCACUGACCACAGUACGCAGAGCACGAAGAGCCCUGCCGUCAGCUCGGAGGCAGUGUCAAGUGCUUUCCCCACUACAGCAGGGCUGCCUUACCGGUCUGUCAGGCCGCUUGCUUGCUCCUUCUCUUCUCUUCCCUUUGCACUGGAAAUAUCCGAGCUUACUGUCACAUCGGAUAGAAUUCAAGGCGUGCGUCUCCAAAACCCCUGGAGUAUCUUGGUGACCACCCUCCUUUAUUCCACCCAAAGAUUCCUUCCUGUUGAAAGUUUCUUGAAAACUUUUCAAACCUAUUGAAACCAACCCCAAGUGUCUUUGUUGCCUCAGACUAAUAGCAACGUCAUUCCCAAAGUACUAUUUGAAAUGGAUUCCUUGUCCUCCCAGAGUGGAAGUGCCCUCCUGUCCCAAGAGGAGCAUACUCGGGACCCCACCUCCAUCUCGUGCCCUUAUGUCUGUAUUCACUCUGAGAGGACAUGCUCUCGUUCCCAACCUCCCAACCCCAGAUCCUCUGGAGUGUACAAACCUAGCAGCACCACCACCUUUGGGGCUCAUACAGCCCGGCAAGUGUCUCGAGUAUCUCCUAUCCCUAACCCACUCAUCCCCAAAGGUGGGAAUAGAGAGAAUAUAGAGUUUCGAGAAGAGCACAUUGACCUGCUGCUCCCUUGCUCAGAUUUAAGAUAAAAAGAUGGCACUCUUGCUUC
This is a messenger RNA of Capra hircus (goat), 4328 nucleotides long. It is a transcript of the gene MED8, whose product is annotated as mediator complex subunit 8. Bases 1367 to 1906 code for a protein of 179 amino acids. NCBI's taxonomy places the organism in Eukaryota, Metazoa, Chordata, Mammalia, Artiodactyla, Bovidae. Gene Ontology annotation, molecular function: RNA polymerase II cis-regulatory region sequence-specific DNA binding; transcription coregulator activity. Gene Ontology annotation, cellular component: mediator complex; core mediator complex. Gene Ontology annotation, biological process: regulation of transcription by RNA polymerase II. The record is from RefSeq and is a predicted model, not a curated record. The transcript is spliced from 7 exons.